Gymnodraco acuticeps is the source of this 4873-nucleotide messenger RNA. RefSeq names its product RNA binding protein fox-1 homolog 1-like. Gene Ontology annotation, biological process: regulation of alternative mRNA splicing, via spliceosome; nervous system development. Gene Ontology annotation, cellular component: nucleus; cytoplasm. The record is from RefSeq and is a predicted model, not a curated record. NCBI's taxonomy places the organism in Eukaryota, Metazoa, Chordata, Actinopteri, Perciformes, Bathydraconidae. Gene Ontology annotation, molecular function: mRNA binding.
UCCGUGGUACAGGACUGGAUCCUGUGCAGCUCCAUCUCUCCGCUCAAUCUCAUCCAGUCGUCCUUUCUCUUUCUUUCAUUUUUCUUUCUUUCCUUUUCUCUGUGUGUGUGUGUGUGUGUGUGUGUGUGUGUGUGUGUGUGUGUGUGUGUGUGUGUGUACCUCCCACCUCGCGCUCAGAGCAGGGCAGUGUACAGUCGGGGGGGUUAGUGUUGUCAGCCAGAGGAGGGAACAUGCAGCAUCCUGGAGGAACCUGCGUGGCGUUACCCAGCGCGGACACCUGUCCCCAGCUGUCCUGCGCAGCCCUCACCUUCAUGUAUCUACAGCAGGGUAACCAGGACACACCGGCACCCCCGGACCCAUCCAUGGCCCAGGCUUACCCAUCAGCCCAAUUUGCCCCUCCUCCCCAGAACAGCAUCCCAGAGUUCACAGCUUCACACCCCCAUCCACACUCCCACCCGCACCAGCACCCGGCGGCCCUGCAGGACUACCCUGCGGUGCAGGCCUCCGUCAGCGACCACCCCCUCAACAUGUACCAGUCCUCGCAGAGCCACGAGGGGCCGAGCGGCCCGGAGCCUGGCAGCCACAGCGUGCCCGGCAACGCCACACAGACAGAUGAAGCCGCUCAGACAGACAGUCAGCCUUCAUCACAGACGGUCCCUGAAAGCACCGACAGCAAGGCCCAGCCCAAGAGACUGCACGUAUCCAACAUCCCCUUCAGGUUCAGAGACCCAGACCUCAGGCAAAUGUUCGGCCAAUUUGGCAAAAUCUUAGAUGUGGAAAUCAUCUUCAACGAGCGAGGUUCUAAGGGUUUUGGGUUCGUAACGUUCGAGCAUAACGUGGACGCCGACAGGGCCAGAGAGAAAUUACAUGGAACCGUGGUAGAAGGCCGUAAAAUAGAGGUCAACAAUGCAACAGCCCGAGUAAUGACAAAUAAGAAGACUGUCAACCCAUAUGCAAAUGGCUGGAAGUUAAAUCCAGUGGUCAGCGCUGUCUACAGCCCAGAAUUCUAUGCAGUACCAGGUUUCCCCUACCCAGCAGCCAGUGCAGCAGCAGCAGCGUACAGAGGAGCCCACCUAAGAGGUAGAGGACGGACGGUGUACAACACAUUCAGGGCGGCUGCUCCCCCCCCCCCAAUCCCUGCGUACGGAGGUGUUGUUUACCAGGAUGGAUUUUAUGGUGCAGAUAUUUAUGGUGGUUACGCUGCCUACAGAUAUGCCCAGCCUACUGCUGCCACAGCUGCUGCAUACAGUGACAGUUACGGACGAGUAUACGCUGCCGACCCCUACAACCACACACUCACUCCAGCAGCCACAUACAUGAACGCCUUCACCCCACUGACAGACGCGAAAACUCGGAGCCAUGCCGACGAUGUGGGGCUCGUGCUGUCCUCUCUCCAGGCUAGUAUAUACCGGGGAGGCUACAGCCGCUUUGCUCCCUAUUAGCAACACCUCCAACCUGAACCCAACCUUCCAACAGGACAGAAAGUGUGUGUGAGCGAUUGAAACCACGAGUUAUCAGAGAGACGUUACUGAGGCCUGGGUAUUGCAAUACAUGCAGUCUGUGCAUAAUUUCAGCGUCUUCUAAGAACGAAAAAAAGAAAAAGAAAACGACAGCUGAUAUUUUUCAUCUUAUACCUCAGAUAUUUUGUGCUGUGUAUUUUGAUAUUGUGGGUUUUUAAUUUCUAAAGAUUUAAACCUAGAUUAUCAGCUGUAGGUUUUCCAUAGAGAGCUGCUAGAGUAAUGAUGAGACACAAAUACAAUAUUUAUCAGAUUCAAAUAGUUAGGGCUUGUAAAGAACUCCAACCCUGUAAGAGAGUCACUUUUUGGAGUUUUCUUACGUUUUGUUAGUGUUAAAGUGACUAUGCCAGUCAAGUAUUGUUGUUUUUAUCGUCUCAGCUUAUUUUGGUACUUCCUCUUUCAGUUUAGCUAGAUUGUUCUCCCCCAUUGGUUUGUGAAGAAGCGAAGAAGCCUUGAAACCCAGGGACAACUUCUGAGGGCGGAGAGAGAGAAGCUGAGAACAGCCAUGCUGUUUGUAAGUUACCUCGAGACCAAGCUUUAUUACUUGCGACUGCAACUUUACUAUCAUAUGCUUAUGGUUAUUUUGCAAAAAGCAAGAUAACAAUAAUAAUACCAAAACAAAAUGUUAUGUCUGCAUAGUCAUGGAAGCUGCAUGUAUUGUAGCCCAAUUUUGUAUUGAGUGCGAUAUGAUGUGUUUUUGUUUUGUAACAUAUGAAAUUGCAUUCCAUUUAAAAAAGGGAAUAAAUAAAUCAUCUAAGUAUUUCAUAAUAACACAAUCCCUGCUCUAUCUGAAAUAUUAUCCAGCGAACUUCCAAAAACACCCUGUUUUAAGAUUGGUUUGUUUCAUACGUUAAUUAACCAGAAAAUAAAGGUUUAAAAUGUGGCUACAGUAGAGUGAUGCAGUGAUGACACAUUUCUGUAGUCCUCGAAAAAAGGCAAUAGCAUUUUCCCAUUGGAUUUUGGAAUAUGCUGACAAAAGCUCUGUAGCUAAAACACGUUUAUGAUUCUUAAAUGUUUAGCCGCAUAAUCUACACAUAUUAUCACUUUAUUAUUUUUGAAGCAUAACUGCACUGUCAAGAAGUAGGUAUCUAACAUUAGGUUAUAAAGGAACGACAUCACGGUCCCAAGGCAUCGCAUCACCACCGCUAAGCUAAAGAUUCUGCAUUAUGAUGUUAGACUUUUUUAGCAACCACCGUUUUUUUGAGACGGGUAAAAGCUUCAGACAUUCAACAACUGACGUAUUUCAAAUCGUAGAACAAAACGAGAAAUGUAUUUUGCCUGUGUUAACCACAGGCCUUAUUUUGUGGAUUUAGGACUUUUUCCAGCACCAGUCCUUUAAUCUGUCUGACAGUAUUUGAAAUUAGGACCAACAGCUGGCAGAAAGUAAACUUGGAGCCAAGAGGUUUCUAUACCCGUGCAAUCCAAUCAAGCAGUUUGUUGCAAAAGCAGUAUUUUACUUAUUGCUUAAUGCUGAUUUAGCAUCUGAUCUAAUUAGAUAUGAUUUAGGUCAGUGUGCUCGACAUACUGAUCAUGCAAAAACACAAUUAUUGACUGACAAGAUCACCACAACAACUCACACCAUCAGCCGCUAUGGCUAUAUUGAUUAGACAGGGUGACAAUAAAUCUGGUUUAAAUAAAAUCAUCUUGCAAUCUUUAAGUCAAAGAGAGACUUAAAACCCUUUGGUGAAUGCAAUGUGUUUUCAUAAACCACUAUUCUUUGUUUUAUAUUCCAAAAAUAUAACAUGUUUUUGUAAAAAGGGCAUUUGUGCUUUUGUAUCUUGAUAAAGAGGGUCAUUAAGUUGUGAUCACUUAAUAAAACAUGCAACAACAAGUAUUGGCAGUCCCAGCUGCUCUCAGCUUCCAUAGGUAGUCCAGGUCAGUUUAGUUUCCUCUUAGGGAGAGAAUGGUGUGAGUCAGUACAUUAUGCAGCCGGGUAUUUACUGACUGAAUCCUGUGCUAAUGUCUUACACCACUUCAUGCCAAAGGGUCCGAUGGAAAUAUCUGCCGUGUGUGUGUGCGUACAGUGAAGAUUUUACAUAGCUAUAAAUUAGGAGAAAAAAAAUUGCCAUGGCAACUAAACUGUUCAACUAUUUAAUUGCUUGGUCCAUACGCUGUGAGCUGCAAAAGAGUAAGCUCCUCAUUAAAAAACUUAAAAACUUAAUUUAAUAUGACCAAUUAGAAUUACUGCUGGAUUCCUGGAGAAGUCAAACUUUAAAUCAAAGUAUUUAAAGAUUUAUUAUUUUGUGGCACUAAUUAUCUUCCGUACUGAGUAGAUGUAAUGGUUUUUUAUAUAAACUUCCAAUAUAUUCAUUGGUAUAAUUGAUGAUUUUUAUAUUACAGAAGAGAUUUAAAAAAAAAAUAUAGCAGUGGCCAAAGCCACUGUCUAUUUUAUCUCUUUGUUGAUUUUGUUGCUGUUUUUUCUUUCAUUACUACAUUUUAAGAGGGAUAAAGUACAGUAUAAUAAUCCAACAAUGUAUUAUAAUUGAACUGUGCAGUGAAGAUGUUCUCUUAUAUGAAAUACACAAUGGUAUAAUGUUUUAGAUUUAGAAGAGUAGAUCAGUUGUUAGGGCGAGCUAUCUCAUUUUCUAUCGCAUAUCCUGAUUUGUAUUAACUCUUUACAAAUGAUGUAAUCACAAUCUAGAUUCUCACACAUCGACAUUUUUGUCAACUGUACCAUUUUGCACACGUCCUUUUCACAUAAAACUGAGACAUAUCAGUGCUGUAACCUUCCUUAACUUCUUUUCAUUUCUGUAAUGUCUCUCUUUUCUCUCAUUCUUAAUGUGACAUCCUUUCUGUUAUUUACUAGAACUCAAACUUUGCUCUUUGAAAAUAAACUGUUUGAAUAUUAUAACACUAAAUAAAUAUGAGAAUUUGUGAACAGCCUAAUCUACGGUAUGAUGUAAAUAGAAUUAAUGGAAUACUCUGUAGUGUAUUUGAAAAGCACUACACGUAUCAGGACUCUGAUACAGCUGCACUGUAAGCCAGCCCGCUUCCUGUGCCACAUUCUGUUUACAACUAUUCCCAAUAAGUGGUGUUGUUACAUAUCUCCUUUUUUGUAUUUAUAACACAUUAGAUAGGAUCAACUCUCAGAUGCAUCACAUAAAGAAGGCAGCAGUCAGAGCCUCGACGGUUCGAACCCCCCCCCCCCCCCCCCACCCCUGUGUCCGUCAGAAACAGGACCACUCGUUGUCCUCACUAUGCUGAAUGUCUGACUCCUCAACUACUUUAUACAGGCUCUGCUUCCAGUAGGUGUUGUGGUUCAAAACAAGGCUUCCUACCCAGUCAUUGUAUGUGCAUGUACUAUGGUUCUUCCACUAAUCAAUAACCAUCAAUAAAGUUUUGUUUUCUCAAUAUGU